CAUCUUUAAGUAAAAGCUGUAAUAACUUUUUAGAAAAUUAAAUUAUUAUAAAACUUCAGCUUAAGUUCCAGUUUAACAUAUCAACUAACUUUCAACAGUGGGGUAGUCUAAUGUCUGGCAUAAAAACCAUGGAUAAAAUGACAGUCGCUCAAAAAAAUGCAUAUCUUGAAGCUCAUAUGGCUGUUCAACAACAUAUGGCACAAGCAGCUUUUCACUUCAAACAACAUAAUCAGCGAUCUGAUACCCAGCAUAACACAAACUCUUCUAUUCAAAACAAUUCACAUCAACAAAAUAGCCAAAGCCAAAAUUCUCCAACAAAUAAUGUAGCUUCAGUUGUCCAACAACAGCAGCAACAACAGCAACAACAACAACAGCAGCAACAACAACAACAACAACAGCAGCAGCAACAACAACAGCAACAACAUCAACCGCAGCAACAUUACUCAAAUAAUAUAAAAGUACCUCAAAUAAGUUCAUCAAGUUCGGGCGGUGGAGAUAGCACUUUUACAGUUCCGGACGAUGUAGGUAUGGGCUUUGAAGGAGGUGUAAGAGUACUUCAAAGUUUGGGCAGCUGGUCGCCAGACAUUUCCUACAACGUUCCCAGACCAAAUCUUAUACCAUUUACGGAACCUUAUGUCGAAGGUGGUUCAAUGCAUCCUGCAAGUAGACUUAAGGCACUACAACAAGUUCAACAAGCAUCAUCCAACGUUCGGAAAACAAAUUCUUUGAAAAGUUCUAACAAGGCAUUUGAAUGCACGAUUUGUGGGAAGGCAUUGGCAAGGAAAGAUAAACUAACUAUUCAUAUGCGUAUUCAUACUGGAGAAAAACCAUACAUAUGCGAGGUUUGUAAUAAGGCGUUUGCUCGCAGAGACAAACUUGUAAUACACAUGAACAAAUUCAAACACGUAACUCCUACGAACAUAGCUCCUCUUGGCAAGCGACUAAAUAGUAUAAUCAAGAAAAACGAUCCUGAUAGCAAAGAUAGUAAAAAUAUCAUCGAGUCUAUACAAUCUUCCACAAACAUCGUAGUACAAUCUAGUCAACAUCAGCAAGCAACUACGGCUAUAUCUGGCAUCAUAAUCCCACAUCACCAUCAACAACAACUAUCAUGGACUUGUGAAUUAUGUGGUCGAAUGUUUUCUACUAGAGAUGAAUGGUCCUUGCAUGCAAAAAGUCAUUUAGAGGGUUAAUGUGGAUGUUUACACAGUUCAGGAAGACAAAAAAAAAUGAUGUUGAUGGAAGACAACUGAUAUGUAAAUUGUAUAAUAUAAUACCUCACAUAAAAUUGUAUCGAAUAAUAGGCCAUACGGAAAUACAUUCAAUUUAAUUAGUGAUUUUAUUUCGAAUAUUAGUAAAACAGCCUCGUAAAUUGCAUUUCUUACUGUAAAUUUAAAUAUAUUUUGAACAUAUAAUUAGAAAUUAUAAUAAACCAAAAUAAAAAAAAAAUAUUUUUUAGGAUUGGGGCUUAAUUUGCGAUCCCAUCUCUUGAAUUUAAACAUUAAAGAUCGAAAUAAUAAAAAUAGAAUUUUCUUCAUUUUGUUUAAAGUGGAAAGCAGUUAAAAAGGAUCGUUACCCAAACUUUUAUCUCGCCAUAAAAUAAACAUAUUCGGCCAUUCCAUUUUAACUUUUUGGACAUUUUGACGGUUAUAUAAAGUGCCUUUAUCUUGUUGAGGAAGCAAUUUUUUGUUCUUGCAACAUAGUGGCUCUAAAGGGGUCAUGAUAAAG
Molecule: messenger RNA, 1725 nt
Organism: Episyrphus balteatus (marmalade hoverfly)
Lineage: Eukaryota; Metazoa; Arthropoda; Insecta; Diptera; Syrphidae
Product: Krueppel homolog 1
Exons: 5
Coding region: 111-1190 (359 amino acids)
Biological process (GO): regulation of transcription by RNA polymerase II
Molecular function (GO): DNA-binding transcription factor activity, RNA polymerase II-specific; RNA polymerase II cis-regulatory region sequence-specific DNA binding
Source: RefSeq, a predicted model, not a curated record